GGAGGGGAGGGGGCGGCCUCGGCUCCUCUCGGCAAUCUUCGGCUCCGCUCGGCCAGGGGAGGGCCGAGGGGGCGGUGGCGCGCAUGCGCAGCUGCGCUGCGAAGCGGAGGCCUCCGAAGCGAGGUCGUGUUGCCAGAAUCCAAAUGGCCCUCUUGAACAGGCAGCUGGGUUUUUCCUUAACCCACCUAAGGAGCGCAGUCAGCCAGCGUCACUUCAGUAUCACAGCAGCAUGCCGAGCAAUACAGAAACUUACUCGUGUGCGAGUGGUGGACAACAGCGCCUUGGGGAACACGCCGUACCACCGGCCACCAAAAUGCAUCCACGUGUAUAACAAGACUGGAGUUGGCAAAGUAGGAGACAAGAUUCUUCUGGCUAUCAAAGGAGAGAAGAAGAAGGCUUUGAUUGUAGGGCACAAGAUGCCUGGCCCUCACAUGACGCCUAGGUUUGAUUCUAACAACGUGGUACUCAUAGAGGACAAUGGAAAUCCGAUAGGGACUAGAAUAAAAACACCCAUACCAUAUACCCUGCGACAGAAAGGAGAGUUCUCCAAAGUGUUGGCCAUUGCCCGCAACUUUGUAUGAGGUUCCUUCGUUUUCUGAAGAAAGAUUUCUGGCGAUCCCAUUCAGGUUUUUUAAUUCUGUAGCUGUUCCUGGGUCCUUCACCUAAAAAGGUGAAGUGUGAAAAAGCUGAGGUUCAUCACCUGUUUGUGAAUUGCAAACAACUAAUUUAAGUAUUGAAAUACCUUGUUUUUCUCCCAAAGAUGGGUGAUUUGUUUUGCGGAAAUGUCUGCAGUGUGUUUGGGAAAUGCUCAUUCAUUCUCACUGUUCUGGUGGUGUUACUUUGGACUCUAACCAUUAAAAUGAGAACAUGAAAAUC
Messenger RNA from Anas platyrhynchos (mallard), 876 nucleotides. RefSeq names its product mitochondrial ribosomal protein L14 (gene MRPL14). Gene Ontology annotation, biological process: translation. The record is from RefSeq and is a predicted model, not a curated record. NCBI's taxonomy places the organism in Eukaryota, Metazoa, Chordata, Aves, Anseriformes, Anatidae. Gene Ontology annotation, molecular function: structural constituent of ribosome. Gene Ontology annotation, cellular component: mitochondrion; ribosome.